Molecule: messenger RNA, 11189 nt
Organism: Bombus huntii
Lineage: Eukaryota; Metazoa; Arthropoda; Insecta; Hymenoptera; Apidae
Gene: kcc
Product: solute carrier family 12 member 4
Exons: 14
Coding region: 2837-6190 (1117 amino acids)
Biological process (GO): cell volume homeostasis; potassium ion import across plasma membrane; chemical synaptic transmission
Cellular component (GO): membrane
Molecular function (GO): potassium:chloride symporter activity
Source: RefSeq, a predicted model, not a curated record
UUAUACGUUACGGAUCGACGAGUUCGAGGAGCGUUGAAGACGAGACCCGAUGAAAAUUUCACGAGCUUCCUCGUUCAGGAUUUACUUCAUCUUUUCGACGUGCAUAUAAAUACGUGUCGGGUGGAAGAAAUACGUAGAUAUAAUCUUGCUCGGAACGUCAGAUCCUUUUCCUUGGAUCGAUCGAUGAUUUAUCUCCUUCCUAUAACGCACUCCUGUUUGUUUGUUCGCUUCUCACAAUUUUCAACCGAAUUUUACGUCAGCGCGAUCUAAUCCGAGCGACGUGUAAUUGGUUAGGCAGAUGCGAUGCGAUUACUUGUUGCUCGUUACGGCGCCCUUUGUUCCCUUGUAAUAUUCUAAAAACAUUUUGCUCGUUUGAGGUUCGCUGGUUUAAUUGCUCCACUUUGUUCGCGGUUCUCGUUAAUAAAGCAGGCACGAAUACAACGCACGAGAUCCUCGCGAACAACGCAUAUCGUUGUCGUUAAAAUUAAUCGAAUCUGGCUUUUCCAGGCCGAAUAGGCGCAGGCACGAUUCCAGAUAGUAUGGCCGAUAUUUUCAUCGAAUUACGUUCAACAAGUGUUCGUUAAAUUUCACUAUUAUUGUAUUAGAGUGUACUUUCUUUUUUACAAUAACAAAUAAAUCGUUAUUAUGUGUUGGUCGCGAAGAAGUUAUAAUUCGUAUGAAAAGAAAAAUACCGAGUUCUCUUCUUCUCUGGUAGAUUUAGUCCAUUGAGGGAAACGGCGAGCAGCACGCGACAGGCUGUCUACGUUGUUUGGGAAAGUAUCUGCGCUCGAUAUAGGUAUUGUAUGUGUAAAGCCUCACAGGCGAAAUAUCGUUUUGCCCGAUAAAAUCGUGUAACGUGUAUGAAAUUGAUACUGCAGAUGGUUGCAGCAGGAAACAAUAUCGCUCCGUUCGUUUAUAUUGUUAAAAGUUAUUGUAUCACAGUUCUAAGUUCCUUAAGCUCUUCUUCGAUAUGGCGUGGAUCGUAGAUAGUUUUUUCGUCAACUUUUCUUCCUCGAUAGUUUGUAAUAUUUCUCGAGCCCCCGAUUGGAAGGCGAAAUUGCAACGAUACACAGAAUGAAAUUUAUCCGAGCUCGAGCAGUGAAAAAGGAAAAGCAAUUCAGCGAGUUCGUUCGUUUCGGAGCAAAUAGAUUACCGUACAGAAGUCGCACGUUAUAAACGCUGGCUGUGGUGUGUGCACAUUCAAGUUUUACAUGUCGAUACAAUAUGACACAAACAGGGUGGGAUCAACGUAACGCGUGAUCGAUCAGUGACGCGUUGAUGAAAUAACCAGCUAAAGUUGACCCUUUCCGCCGUAUCGUAUCAAUGUCACCCGUUCUACAGAUUGAUUUUUCUGCCAAAAUAUUAUCGAAUAAUUUCGAUAAUAUUUGUCUCUUUUCACGUAACAGCGAACAUAAAAAUAUUUGAAUUUCUUUUCCUCCGUACGUUGUAUUCGAUGCGUUGCAAUUUUAUUUUCCGCCCUACUUUUCUGCUUUGCUUCAACUAUAUCCACAGGGACCAAAAUUAUAUCGCGUAAUCGAUCACACCCGGGUGUCAUCGAAUCAACCGAAUGACACAGUUUCCUUGUACCUCGUACCGGGGAUUAAUUUUUCAUCGGGAACACGUGUUCCGUGUAUCAUCCCAUUUUCGUUAUUAAUUCUCCGCUUGUACCGAUGCUAACUCAAACUCGGUUCCGUUUAUCCAAAAAAAUUCCCGGAUUCGUUGAAAUAAAAUCGAACGAAUCUACGUUUCGGUCGAACUUCCGAAAGUCUGUUUCAAUUCCGUCCAUGCGAACUGGACGUCAGUUUACCCUAAGUGGGAAGUUUUCAUCGAAACCUGGUGCGCAUAAAUUAAAAGUUGGUCGAAACGGUGGUAAUAUGAGAAUCGAAAAUAUCCAUGAUACCGGAAGCGGCCGGUUGACCCGAUUGACCCGGUUGCUUCGUUAUACCGUGGCCACUGUUCAAUUUUUCCUCAAAGUCGGUCUAAAUGAAGAUCGAUGAGCGUCCCCAAGCGUUCUCGAAAACGGCCGGAAAUCCAUUCAACUUGCUUGGGAACGCCCCUUCCGUGUUUCACCCUUGGAACAGGUCGAUCGAACAAUUCCCAGGGAAUAUAAAAGCAGAAGUUUUCAUUGUUUGAACCCCUGCUCUUCUAUGCUACCCUCUGUUCGAUCGUUUCGCUGGAUUUCUUUCGCGAAUACGAUUAUCAACGAUCGACGAUUAGAAGAAAGAAUCGUAGUUGGUGUGUGCCACGCUGAUUCGUGUUGUUCGCGUUGCACUCGUGUGUGCAUCGGAAAGAUUCGUACGAGGAUCCUGCUCCUCUGCGAAACCCAUGACGUUUUUGUUGGAGUCGUUGUUGCGCCACCGUAUCCCGAAGAAGCAAAGCUCGAUCGAACGACCAUCGUGAAACACACGAACAACAAACAAAGUUUUCUUUGCAUUUACGCUUCGUGCCCUCGAUUUUAUCCGAAGAGAGUUUCGAACAGAAUACAUAGAACCGCGUAGGAAACACACGAUGGGCCAGCGAAACUUUUUCAGAUAAUACCGUCGAGCCUCCAUCAACGAUCGCGUGAUCAGUCAACAAAGAAAAGCCAUUGAUCUCUACGGACAAAGUGACAAACAGUCGAUCGUGGAGAAGCCAUCGUGAAAGAAGGAGCGGAGAGGAUCGGCGAGUUGUAGCGUGGACACGGUGUUACAGCAUCGAGCGCGGGAAUAGCAACUGUCGUGACGAUAAAUCGGCACAAGUGCGGGGUUGGAUGUUAUCGAGGUUGGUGUCGCGCGGGUGAAAAGCGAAGAACCGGUGAACGGAAGAGGACUCGAUAAGCGAAUCGGAGUAGGGGACUAUGAGCAACUCCGGAGCUAUUCCUCUGAUCUUGGUGAAGAAGGAGCAGCUCGUCGAAGGCGAUGGCGGCGGCACCGGCGGAGAUGGCGACUCCAUGGUGGGCGGCGGUAAUUCCGAGAAGAAGACGGAAUACGAGACGAAUCUCUUCCUCUAUAGCGAAGAGAUGGAAGUCCGCCCUCGAAUCUCUACGCUCCUCACCCGCCUGUCGGAUUACAGCAACACGAUUCCAGCUGCAACCGAUCCGGACGCCAAACCUUCGCCUGUUCAAAGUGGAGCACGAAUGGGUACCUUGAUCGGUGUCUUUUUGCCCUGCAUCCAAAAUAUCUUCGGUGUUAUUCUCUUCAUUCGUUUGACUUGGGUCGUUGGGACGGCAGGCGCCAUUCAAGGUUUCUUCAUCGUGCUAUGUUGUUGCUGCGUGACAAUGCUGACCGCCAUCAGCAUGAGUGCCAUCGCGACCAAUGGUGUGGUACCAGCCGGAGGAUCCUACUUCAUGAUAUCCAGAAGUUUAGGACCAGAAUUUGGUGGUGCUGUGGGAAUGCUCUUCUACACGGGUACCACCUUAGCUGCUGCCAUGUACAUUAUCGGUGCUGUUGAAAUUGUCUUGACUUACAUGGCGCCGUCGCUCAGUAUAUUCGGUGACUUCACCAAAGACCCAAGCAUCAUGUAUAAUAACUUCCGAGUAUACGGGACGUGUCUACUUAUGGUAAUGGGCACCAUCGUGUUCAUCGGCGUCAAGUUCGUCAACAAGUUCGCCACGGUCGCCCUAGCCUGCGUUAUCCUCUCCAUCGUGGCCGUCUAUGUCGGCUUAUUCUACAACAUCUACGGCAACGAGUCCCUCAAGAUGUGUAUUCUUGGCAAGAGGUUGUUAAAGGAUAUCAAUGUACUGACCGAAUGCAAUAAAAACGUCAGCGGAGUUCUUCAUCAAAUUUACUGUGGAAACAGCACUACCAAGUGUGAUCCUUACUACGUGGAAAAUAAUGUGACUAUCGUGAAUGGGAUUCGCGGGUUGGCCAGUGGUGUAUUUUUAGAGAACAUAUGGAACAGUUUCCAAGACGAAGGCCAAUUGAUUGCCUAUGGAAAAGAUCCCAAGGACAUGGACCAAAUGGCUACGUCUUCGUAUAACCAGAUCCAGGUCGAUCUUACCACUACCUUCACCAUUCUCAUCGGUAUCUUCUUCCCUUCGGUCACAGGAAUCAUGGCUGGUUCCAAUAGAUCGGGUGACCUCGCAGACGCUCAGAAAUCUAUUCCCAUCGGCACUAUUUGCGCCAUUUUGACAACCUCGACAGUGUACCUAUCCAGUGUCUUGCUUUUUGCCGGUACGGUAGAUAACCUUCUACUUCGAGACAAGUUUGGACAAAGUAUCGGUGGCAAACUGGUGGUAGCGAACAUGGCCUGGCCCAAUCAGUGGGUCAUCUUGAUCGGCUCCUUCUUAUCCACCCUCGGUGCUGGUCUCCAAUCUUUAACAGGCGCUCCGCGAUUGCUUCAAGCCAUCGCCAAGGAUAGUAUCAUUCCUUUCUUGACUCCCUUCGCCACCAGCUCGAGUCGCGGAGAACCUACGAGAGCUCUGCUAUUGACGAUCAUCAUCUGUCAGUGUGGCAUUCUCCUUGGCAACGUCGACUACUUGGCUCCCUUGCUAUCCAUGUUCUUCCUGAUGUGUUACGGCUUCGUGAACCUGGCCUGCGCUCUACAGACUCUUCUCAGAACACCAAAUUGGAGACCAAGAUUUAAAUACUACCACUGGAGUCUUUCAUUCCUCGGUCUGUCCCUCUGUAUCGCCAUCAUGUUCAUGACCAGCUGGUACUAUGCUUUAUUGGCCAUGGGAAUGGCUGGGUGCAUUUACAAAUAUAUCGAAUACUGCGGCGCUGAAAAAGAAUGGGGUGACGGGAUCCGUGGUCUGGCUCUAUCCGCCGCUCGUUAUUCUCUUUUAAGAUUAGAAGAAGGACCACCUCAUACGAAGAACUGGCGGCCACAGAUUCUCAUCUUGGCCAAACUGACGGACGAUCUGGUGCCCAAGUAUCGCAAGUUAUUCGCGUUUGCCAGUCAGCUGAAGGCUGGUAAAGGUCUCACGAUCUGCGUCAGCUGCAUUGGCGGAGAUUACAUUCAAAACACUGGUAGGAUUCUGGCUGCAAAGGUGAAUCUGCGCAAAACGAUGGGAGAGGAGAAGGUGAAAGGAUUCGUGGACGUAUUGGUUGUCAGGGACGUUGUCGAUGGACUUAGUUCUUUGAUCCAAACGACUGGAUUGGGUGGAAUGAAGCCUAAUACCGUGAUCCUUGGCUGGCCCUAUCGCUGGAAACAGUCGCAGGAGGAAAGGAAUUGGAGGGGAUUCUUGCAGACCGUCAGAGCAGUCGCGGCAGCCAGGAUGGCUCUUUUGGUGCCUAAAGGAAUUAACUUCUUCCCUGACUCGACGGAGAAAGUGGUGGGAAAUAUCGAUGUCUGGUGGAUCGUUCACGAUGGUGGUCUCUUGAUGUUGUUACCAUUCCUGCUGAAGCAACAUCGCACAUGGAAGAAUUGCAAAAUGAGGAUUUUCACCGUAGCACAGAUGGAGGAUAAUUCUAUCCAGAUGAAGAAAGACUUGAAGAAGUUCCUAUACGAUUUGAGGAUCGAAGCUGAGGUGGAGAUCGUUGAGAUGAUGGAUUCCGACAUAUCGGCGUACACGUACGAGCGAACCUUGAUGAUGGAGCAGAGGAACCAGAUGCUGCGGGAGUUGCGGCUGAACAAGAAGGAGUCCCUAGGAGUGGUGCAGACAUUGGUGGACUUCAACGAGGUACCCGCUGAAGAAAAUUUACCUCUGGUACAGGCGAUCGUGGACCAUCACCACAAUGUUGACGUGAAGAUUGCCACCAAGGUGAGAUUCCAAGAGCCUGGAAGCCAAAAUCCAAACGCGGUGGACGAGGCGCAGGAGAAACUGGUGCAAGAGACGGAGGCGAGUAAAGAGGGAGAGCCAGGAGAAGUUAACGAAACCGGAGAGGAAGCCAAGGAGGUCAACGAGGAGGAAGCAAAAUUAAUUGGUGGAUCGCCGAAACAGGAGAACAAGGAUAACACGGAAAACACGGAGAAAGAAGCAAAAGAAAACGAGGAGAAGAAAACUGAUAGCCCGGAGUCUAAGAAACCUGCAAUUACACCGGACGAGGGCAACGUAAGACGUAUGCACACUUCCAUCAAACUGAACGAGGUGAUCGUAAAGAAGAGCAAAAACGCUCAGUUAGUCAUCCUGAAUCUUCCUGGACCACCAAGGGACACCUCAGUGGAACGUGAAUCAAACUACAUGGAAUUCCUAGAGGUUCUUACCGAAGGUCUGGAGAGGGUGCUGAUGGUGCGUGGUGGCGGACGAGAGGUUAUCACCAUCUACUCGUGAACUAGAUCGGCUGCAAUCGAAGUAAUCGCCUCGCGACAGCGGAAAUCUAGUUUAAUUCUGAAAGACCUAAACGACUUCAUCCUACGGAACACGUUGCUCUUGUGCCAUUGUCUGAGCAGUCACUUGCGUUGCGCGUUGUGAACACACAUUCAUACACACACACACAGUAAUAGCCCGGCUAAUCGGAUGAAAAGUACUGGAUACAGAUCAACGACGCUGUUUCCGCGGAUACCAAACCGGGCACCAACGUACCCGCUUCGAGAACGUUAGUUGUUAUACGGUAAAGAAUAGAAAAGAAACUGACCCUCGACGAGAAGGCCAAAAGUGACAUGCCAAAGGAUAAGAUAAAUUCCUUCGAAUGAAUUUCACGCGUAAACUAGGAAACGUAGGAUCUAUCUUAUUUUACACUCGUCCCUUUUCUCGAUGAGGCUAGAGACUUUAAAAUACAAAAAGUGGUUUUUAUCCGUGUCACACGUGUUACACGUGCGACCACCCAACAGACAGUUAGCACAGAGGGCUGCACACAGAGCAUACUUCGACCUUGACAUUAUACAAUCGGAUUCUCAAAACAGUGUUUCAGAGAGGAAAGAUAGAAAAACAAAGCGGAGCGUAUUUUUACGUCGCUAAGACAACGUUUCGAUCUUCAAUCGACGGAAACCAAGGAAAUCGAAAGGGAAAUACGGAAGGUCGAAUCAAAGAAGAGACAGAUACGUCUCGAGAAUAAAGAAACAAAAGUAUAAUUCACUACGAUACGACUCCGACGAUUAUAUUCCCAUUUGAAACUGAAAUCAAAAUUUUUGGUCCGAGGCUAAGAUCGAAGCAUCUACGAAAACCACUGCCAGAAUACUUUCUAAAUGCUUCGCGUUUAACCAAAGACGCGAGAGGCUCAUUUUUCUACACGCAUUGUCGUUAUAGAGAGUAUAAUAGAUAUGUAUAAUUCUACUGCUUAUAGAUGAACUUAGGGUAGCCUAGGAUAGCGCGGUGAAGUACGCCGACGAGCAGUGGCGCCUGCGUUUGCGCGAAUAUCCGCGCGCGUUUUGCGCCUACGUGGCGAAAGUUAGGACGAACGUUGCCAGCGUUGAACGAUUUUAUGCGGACGCAGAACUGAAAAUGUAUCUGAAAAUGUGACAAAGAGAAUGUGGCAAAUCCAUAUCUUAAUUAAUGAAAUAAAUAUUAUUGAAAUUAACCACACUAUUGUCAAAGAAAUAGUAACAAAUUUUUGACGUAUAAAGAAAAGUACGUCACUGCCAGAAAAAAAAAAAAGAAUAUUCUCCAAACUGUUAUUUAAGAUUGUGUACAAGUAUCAAUGGUAACGAGAUCGAUGCAGAAAAAGAAGUUCAGACUUUCGGUGUGUUAGAAACAAAGUAUAGUGCUAAGGUAUUCUUGAAAUUACUAAUUUAUAUCACUUAACAUCGAUACGACGUCAGGAUUCUAAUAGCAAUACGAGUUCACAGUUUACUUAAAAUUACGAAUCCGUAUCACUACAUCGCUAUGAAACAUAGAUCUACUUACGAUUAAAGAAUUCUAACGCUAAAUGUCCUAAGGAAAGUAUAUAUAUACAUAUAUAUACAUUAUAUAUAUAUCUAUAUAUAAUAUAUAUAUAUAUAUCGCGAAAUCUUUUUCGAGUUAUUAAUUCGUAUUCUUCGUAUCGAUAUUAACACGAGGAAUUAGCAAUAGUAGUACUAUCCAUAGAGUUGAAGUUUCUUAAUGUACUACAAAGAAAAAAAAAAAAUAUUCCGCGAAAGUCUUAAGACAUACUAAUCUAUCAUAGAUGAUCGAUGUAACAUCAGUGAUUGAUCUAUAGCACUAGAAUCCAAACUUUAAAUGAUAAAACGGAUCUAUUAAAUGCAUCGGUAAACCUAAAACGUUAGCAAUAAAUUGCUAGCACAAGGACGCACAAUGUGAGCAUCAAUGUGAAGAAAAAAUUUCUCUUUUCAUUCAUCGUUUUAUAUAUAAUACAUAUCUAUACAUAUAUAUGUAUGUAUAUAUAUGUAUAUAUAUAUGUAUAUAUUUCACUAUACUAAAUCUGAAAACUGUUCGGCACCUCGACAUUGCGUCCCCAUAAAAGUUCAAACCGUAGCGUUUACUUCCAACUAGCGCCGCGAACGACAAACGGAGGAAACACGGCGAGUAUUCACGCAUCUCCUACCUACAGGACUGAAAUUCGUUCUUUCCAUUGUACUUCUCAACCUCUUGCGCGUUGAAAUCUUCGUCUAGGUUCGCGUUUACACUGUCCAAGGCCUACCGGUUCGAUUCACGGCUCUAGUACGUCUAUGUAAGUAUGUAAAGGGAGUGCAUUCGUGCGUGCGCGUCUUACGCGUGUAACCAUCACGGUGAUAACCUUAAAAAGAAGAACGCGUUCACGGUAUCGCCUGCAUAGAGUCACAGAAUGAACGAACGGUGAAUGCCAAAAAUAAAUGAGUCACAUUUUUCGCGAGGAUCUUUAACCGACUUUCAUCAAAGGAUAGCGUGUAGCGUUGUAAUCUGUCGCAUUUAAGUGUCGUGUGCAUGUCACAUUUCAUACGCGGCGCGAAAUUCUGCCGUAUCUCAUUUUUAGAUAGGCACUAUCUAUGUAUAUGUAUAUAUAUACAUAUAUAUAUAUAUACACAUGAAUAUAAAUAUACUUAUAUGUACAUGACGUAUAGUUUAUCUACAAAAUAAGAGAAAGAAAAAGUUGACGAACAAAAAUCUUUUAAAAAAAGAGUGGAGUAAUCACGUUCGAGUGUGCAACUUUUACUAUGCUCGUCAAUACACACUAUGUCUACUUAAUUGAAAGCCGCAGACAAAUCGCGGUUCCGGAUGAUGUUUAUCGAAACAAGAGAGUCGAGCACUCGACGAACCUUCAUAAUCACUUACAGUCGGCUAGGACACAAUGCAUGGAAGUUAUACUGUUCUUUUCUUCGUUCGUUACGUUUGACGCUGUACAAGUAUUUUAAAGAAUGAAUUGAGGAUUUUCGUAUUCAUGUAAUCGGAUAAUGAGGAAUAUGAUAGCGUCCUACGAGUUUUUAUUUCAUUAAUAUGAACGACAUAUGUAAUCUUAUUGGUUGACUGUUGCAGCCUACUGCAUCGAUCUGAUAAUCCAUAAAAUCGUAUUUACCAGCAAAUGAAUUUAUUGUUAGAAUGGGACCGAAAUGAGCGAGAUUUUUUUAUUGUCCAUUCUUAAGCCUGAACUAGUUUUUGAAACAUUUUGUAUACAGACUCAAAUAUAAAGUCGUCGAAAGAAACAUAAAGAUUUAAGAAAAAAAUGGAACAAGCGAAAUUACCAGGCCUAUAUCUAAUAUGUAAAAGAUUUAGAGAACCAAAUUAGAUACGUUAAUUGUACGAGAGCGUCACGUAUAAAAAUGAAAUACGUUUCUUUAUCUACCUCAUCGUCAACAUGCGUUGAAUCAAGUGAGAAAGGAAAGAAGAAGCAGUUCCAAGAACCAAUAGGACUGUUUCCAAUUGCGAUGAAGAAAAGAAAGAAAAAAUGGAUAGUCCAUAGCCGAUGGACGAGAAAAGACGGCGAAGGUUCGUGAGACGCUCCCUCUGUCUCUAUGUAUCGUCCACAAUGUUGUGACAUGUACUUUCUAAUUUUAAUACGUUACUCACUUGUCGAUUACCAUAUAUUUUAUGUGUACUUGCCUAUCUGAUAGGCAUCGGCACCGCAUAGUUUAUACGAGACGUGUUGACUAUGAGAAAAGUUUAUCGCGAGAGUAGAGAAUGGAAGUCAAAGAAAGAUAAUAACAGUGAAAGAGGAGGAGAAUUAUAAGAGAGAAAAAAGGGAGAUAAACGGUAAACGUGUUGUAUAUAAAUAGGGGUAGACUUCAGGAGAAAGAGAAAGCGAAAAAUGAAAAAGUGAUUGGUAUGGAUCUAAGAGACAUGGUUCAAAUAGAAAUAGAAAGAAAACAAGAGAGAGGAGAAACAUCUUUUUCAUAGAUCAAACAGUAUUGCAGCGUAUUCUGCUGUCGCUUUAAUAUUUUACUAUGUUGUAUUUACUGGAAAAUGCACAAUUGACCAUAUGGACACGGACAUACAUAUGUACACGUUACGUAAGCAUAAGAAGAGAAAGAAAAUAUUAAGGAAGGAAGAAUAUAUAUAUUAUAUAUAUGGAAAAGAAGUAUAUGGAUAUAUAUAUAAACCUGCGAGCUUGGCAUUUGUCGGAGAUUUAUCGUGUGUCGUUGUAGCGAUGCGGUUCGUUGUGAACGGGCCCCGCGUCUGGUUUAAAUCACCUCUAGGCUGUGAGAUGCGAGCUAAGCAGCAGAGAAACUUGCUCGAGACCUCAAUCAUAUGUGUCAAAUCAAGCGUCAGAUACUAUAUACAUACGUAUAUACUUUUAAAUCUUAAUAUCUCGUUUAAAAAAAAGGGGAAAAAAGAAAAAAAAUACACCGAAUCUAGCCCUCUUAAAGAAAAAAAGAAACCAAAGUCUACUCUCGCUCGUGGCGACACCACUUAGUUUUUUCUCCUCACAUACACAACAUACACACACAUGCGUAUACACAUACAUACACAAAUUUAGAGUUCGAGUUACAAGAAGCGAAAAAAACAAACAUUAAGAAAAAGAGAAAAAGAAGAAAAAGAUGUAUAAAAGCGUAAGAGAGGAACUGCGUGCUUCCGAUACACGAAGCGGAAGUUACACGUUAGCCGUUGAAGAGCAAAUGACAAAGGAAAGAGAGGAUAUGGAAGAGGGAAAGAGAGUGCGAGAUGGUGCAUUAUAAAAUGAAUAUAUGUAUAUAUAGAUAUGCACAUAUACAGAUUCUAUACAUAUGUGUAUAUAUGUAUAUAUGUAUAUAGGAAAGAAAUAUAAGAUAUAUUUGUAGAUACAAACACUUUAGCCAUCUGGUUAGCAUAUGUAAUAGAGUCAAUACUGUGAAAAAAAUUACCUAUAACUUUACCCCCUAUACCCUUUUAGAUUAUAGACGACGAUGAGUACUUGUAAUUAACUUAUGGAAGAUGAAGUAUAAUGAAUGAAGAAACUAUAUCUGCGAUCAGAUCGAUUCAAUAAAUAAACGACAUACACCUA